Molecule: messenger RNA, 18042 nt
Organism: Paramuricea clavata
Lineage: Eukaryota; Metazoa; Cnidaria; Anthozoa; Malacalcyonacea; Plexauridae
Source: the annotation of a GenBank genome assembly
ACGGGACUCAAGUCAAUUAUACUAAAGAAGACGGCUUGAAAUGCCAGACAAAAGCGAAAUGACGGACUCAGAAAACGAAGCGGAAAUAAAAGCGAAUUCCGACGAGGAAGAAGAUUUAGUCAAUCAAGAGUUGGAAAACUUAAAGAAUGACGACAGUCCUUCACCUUCGCCACAAGCACAGGUUAGCAAACAAACGCAAUUCCGAACUCAUCCUAUACAUACAAACAGCAAUUCCGAUAUAAACACGAUAUAAACACAACACAACUUUCGCUUAACACUCAGUCGCAUGCAACAUGCUUACAACUCGAGUUGUAAUGGGUAAAUCAAGCACACAACCAACGAGGUUGGCAUGACACAACUCGCCUACGUCGGGCUACGACAUACGAUGUCGUUGGCAAGUUGUGUGCUUAAUUUAUACCGGCACAAUUCGAGUUGUAUGGGACAGUUUUAAGUUCCAUACACUCAGACCGAACGCGAUUCGACAACGCGACGCGAAUUUUCAGUUUUCAAAAGCAAAUAAAACCGUCAACGGAUAAAAAAUUUACAAGAUAUGCAGACCAAAUAGCUAAAAUUGCUUAAGUGGUUCCGAAUAUUUGAAAAACAUAGAAAAAUAUUAAAGUUAAAUGUCGUUGAAAAAUGAAAAUUCGCGUCGCGUUGCGGCAAAUCGCGAUCCAGUCUGUAUGGACCUUUAGGCAAACUUUUCUGGUGUAAAUCGACUUGUGUCAUUGUCGGAGUCCUUGACAAGUUCAUGCAUGGCUUUUUCGAGGGAUUUUUUGACAAGUUUUAUCUAAUAACUAAAUAAGUUCUGUUUAUUGCCAAUUCCUUUUUUCUGACAGCUUUGUACGUUUGCUUGAAUUCCGUUUUAGAAUAUAUUAUCAUUAUUAUGUUAGUUGUAUAUAAAGUUUACUCGUUCUAACGAGCGGCACUGAACAGCCAACAGCGGUGCGGGCGAAAUUUUUUACCGAUGAAGAGGCACUUGAAUCGGAAGUGUUGAAUCGUGAAUGACCGCGGCAUAUACAAUUCGAACGGGUUUUGUAUUCAUUUCAUGGCGACUUAAACCAGAAUAGUCGCGAGCGAAAACACAUGACUGGGCAAGUAAAUUUUGCUUUUUCGUGACUAUACUACGAGAUGUUUUCACAAAACAAAGCAAUUAAGCCUCUCUUAGAAACUAAAAAUAUUUUUAUUAAAAUACGUACUGAAACAGAAAACUGAUUUCAAAAUGUUUGGAGUUGCACCAAAACAAGUAUUUUCACAUCUUUGGAACAACGUCAAUGCGAGUUGGCGAGGAGUUAAAAACGACAUAAAAUCUGUCGUUCAGCAGAAGAUAACGAAUCGUUUUCCCCGAACUUAGACUUAGCCGUUUGUAAGGUUAUUUUAAAUCCAGUUCCACUAAAUCAAGUUCCUUAGCUCCCAAUCUUGAGCAGAAAUUGAGACCGCGUAAUCGAAUCCGGGUCGAACUAAUCCAGGCCAGGGUGUAUAAAAAUGAAUGCAUAUAGCACUAUAUACAGGAUGCGUAAAACAGAAUACAAGUGAAUAGGCUAUUAUGCAUGACGAAGUUAUUUAAAACUUCAAUUUGAUUUCGUCCAACAUAUGAAUCAUAUGUACUAUAUAUAGUCUACUAUAGGUAAAUGAGAUAAAUUCGAUGUGUUCACAAUUUAAACAAAUCAAUUAUAUUUCUAUUUCGACAUCAAAACUAAUCUAAUGAACUUGCUAAGCACCUAUUAAAGGCCACAAAAUUAAAGAUGACCGAAUGUUUGUAAUAAACAAACAAAUAUUCUGGUAUAUGUCUACAAAGAAUCAGAGGUCAUCCUAACGAAAAUUUAGAGCUGCCAAUUUCGACAACAAGAACAGUUUGUGAGUCGGUGACGCGAACAGCCCAUCGGGGAUCCAACACCAUAAAUAAACGCCUCCGUGAAAAAGAUGUCAACGAUAUGUCGUUAAAUUUUAAUACUCAAAGACAAAGUCAUUUGAAUGAAAAUGGAGUUUAAUUUGACGCAGCUGGUAGAACAUUAAAAACUCUUUUAAGUUGUUUUGUUUUUCCGAAGUUUGUGCUAUAUAAAUAACAAACUUAAUAGUUAAUGGCUACCCCCAAUUUGGCCCAAUGCUCUGUCAACUGAGCUACGCGGUCAGGUCGGUUCGAGUAUGUGAUAUUUUGGAACUGAGUCUUGUUCCUUCGAUAUCAAUGCAAUCUAGUAAUCAUGAUUUUUCUGUGUUGGUGUUGUGUACUCAGGUGAAUGUGAUGUUUGUGAUUUUACUCUGAGUGUAUAUCCACACCGGUGUCCCAGCAGAUUUGGACCCCCUCAAAAUGGACUCCCCGGUCCAAAUCCGCUAGCGAAUAUGGACCUAUGGGGGUCUUUAUUCGCUAGCUAGCGGAUUUGGACUCCCCUCGCGAUUUUGGACCCCUCGCGUAUUUUGUCAUUGCAACUUAUCGUAUUUUGAAUAUUGUACUGAAAGCGUUUUAAAUCGUCAUAAAUCUCAUCUGAUUUAUUUUAAAAACCGUACGAAGAUUUUUAGAUCAAAUUAUUUUUGCCCUAAACUUUUAUAAAAUUAGCAUCUCAAUACUUGUUUCGUCAUUAAGCAAAUUCCCGAUAGUUGAGUCAUGCCAUUAGUUAUCAUAAUUUAAAUUAAACUGACGCCUAAAUUUCCAUGCACAUUCAACUGCAAAUCGUUUCAAAACUUCUUCUUUUUGUGAAUUUUAGGGGUCCAAUUCCGCGGAAGGGGGUACAUAUCAGCUAGCGGAUAUGUACCGUAGGGGUUCGAAUCCGCUAGCUGAUAUGGACUGGAGGGUCCAUAUCCGCGGGGAGUCCAAAUCCGCUGUGACACCGGGCGGGCUUGAAAAAUAUGCCUGGAUUUUUCGUGGAUAUACACUCAGUCUCAGAGUAACAUCACAAACAUAUUCACCUGAGUACACAACACCAACACAGAAAAAACUUAAUCUACGCUGUUGAGUUUUGGAGCUUUAUAUGAAAAGCAGUUAUAAAUAGUAUGCUCCUGCAUGUACAGAUAUUUGAGAGCUUAUAAGCAGUUCGCGUUCAACGACAAACGUCAGGCAAAGAAAAAAAUUAUGCUAUAAUUUAUACUAAGCAAUAUGAAAAAGUAAAUAGGCUUAUUGUUUUAUAUAAAGUAGAAUGCUUAACUAUUCCUGUGUCAUAUAAAAGCAAAUCCUGACGCAAGGGACCUUACGAUUUAGGACGGCAACGCGACGGCAACGGCUACCAAUACAAUAAACCAUCGAAAAGAAUUGAAUAAUUACAGUGUAUGAAUAAUUUUGACAUUAUCACGUCUUGAUACAACGGCUGCAUUUCAAGCCGCAACAAGUGCAACUUCAAACUGGGUUCAGCAGAACUCUUCCCAAACAUAAAACCCAUCUCUUCAACUUCUAAGACUGUAUUAAAUUCAUACGAUUGAUAAUAUACCACGAAUUAUCUUUACUACCAUUUAUUUGAAGGAGUUUGUUUUGGCCGUUGUCGUCGCGCGUUGCCGUCCUAAAAUCGUAAGGUCUCUAUAUGGCGCACAGUGACGCACUGACGUGUCCAGGAUUUCUAGCAUAGCUAGACAUAAAAUUUUCAUUACAAGAAAAAUGAAAAUAUAAUGCACAUGCUUGUGUUGGUCAGAAUUUUUCCAAGGCGCGAUAGAAAAGAGCUAAUAGUGUUUUAAAAAACGGACUAUAUCAAAUUCCAAUUUUUCAUGCUAAUUUCUGUAUCUACACGCGUGAAAACGCACAAGUUGUAACAAACCUGCGGCAGACUUGUAGCAAUGCUCAUGUUCCAACAACUUGUCAUCAGCUAGGAUGUGUUCGCACUGCUUGUUCCCAGCUAGUAGACAACUUGCUACAAGGUUGUUGAGCUCAAAAGACCUAUUACGAGUUGUUCCAACAACUUGUUAUCGUCCUGCAAUUCGUCAAGCUGUCGACAAGUUGUGAGUGACAUUGUUACAAGGUGUUGACAAUCUUGACAAUCUUGCUACAAGCCUGUUGGCAGGGACGCCAAAGUGAAGGCAAAGGGGGCAGAUUUUCGUGAAAGGGCACUUUUGAAUUGAUAUAUAUACUAAGAGAUGUUUGCCAAACAUCGGGAGUUGAACUUUUCCUGAUCAUGUUUUCUAUUUAUUGGAUGAUAGAGGUGUGAGGGGGUUCUCCGCCAGGCGAUUGCGCUCUUCUUGAAGCUCGAUGACUGCAUUUCUUGCGUUUUCUGAAGCAAAUUCGUAAAAGAAUCGCACUAACAUUUCUGACAAUUCGCUAUUUCGCCAAGAAUUGAAUUAAUUUUCAUCCAAUCAAUAUAUUUCACAUGCAGGUAUCCAGUAUUAUCAUGUGAGCAAAAUACAGCAAUUUGGUUAGCUAAUUUACUCAUGAAUUAUUAAUGAGUUUAUUUUAGGGGGGGGUAGCUCAAGCCCCCGCCGUUUAUGACGUUUCUUCGCGGUUGGCGUUUCCCUCCCUCAUGGAAGCAUUGCCGUCAGAUCUGACAUGUCUUAAUAAUUCAUUUAUUCCAAAAGUAAUAUAAUUUUAAAAACCUAUAGCAAUUCACUUAUGACAUGACAUUAUAUCAUUUAAUUGACCAAUCAGGAACCGGUGUACGCCACUGCCCCUACAUGUUAACUGCAUUUAUUAUGGCAACCAGUCUAAAUGCAGGUGCUUCCGUGUGUAUUGUUCUGAGUAAGAAAUAUCAUUAAAGCUUAAAGCAGCUGUUUAAAUAUAACUUGCUUGCUGAGCGAAUGACAUGAAAUUCCCCCAUGAAAUUUCACGUUAAAUGUUGCAUUUAAUCACUAAAAGAACCCCGUAAUAUUACUUCCAAAAAAAUUUAAAAUCGAGUUGGGGUGAAGUGCCUUAAUGAACCGUAAUCUCACAUCAAAAUGCACUGUUUAAAAUUGUCAAAAAAUUCGUUUAAUUAUAUACCAUGUCUAGCUGAUAUUAAUAAUUCAAUAUAAUUGAUAUCUCAAAAUAUUCUUGUUCGCUUGACACGUUGCCUAGUAUCGGCCAGAAAUUUAACUAACAACAUUAAAAAGGCACUCGAGUUUGCCGCCUAUCUGUUGUCUGACGAGCAUACUGUCCUCUUAAAACAGUCAUUAACAGCAAAGUCAUAUUUAUUUUGUCGUUCUACGCUUUUCUAGCAAAACAUGACGGGCAGCCAAAGAAGCAUACAGAGCUCAAAGUCUAAAGGGUCUCGAAAUAGCGUCGUCGGCGAUAGCUUGGCGAGCGUUCGAAGCCAGUCGGUCGGCAGCCCUAUGCCUCAGUUCUUGAAAGAGCGUCUUAAAGUCUUAUUUGUGUACCCGUUGGAAAAGAAAUACGAAUGUCCAUCGUGUGACGAAGUUCUCCGCUAUCCGGUACUGUUUGAAGAAUGUGGACAUCGGGUCUGCUCGCAUUGUUUUGAGACUGAGAUAAAAAGGUGAGUGCAUAAUAACAGCAGUAAGUCCGUCGGACACCCUUUGUGACACAUUAAAGUUAGGUUAUUAAAGUUAGCCGUAAAAAAUAGUGUUGAAGUGUUCUAUGUAUAAGCUGGUUUGUGUUUGAAUGACUUGGAAAGGAUUAAAAACAUAACAAUUUGUGACGCCGAGAUCAGAUUAGCUCGUCGUGAGAAAGUUGUAUAGUCGCUUGCUAUAUAAACGGCUCGAAACACCGGAUCUUCUUGAGGUACGGUAGUUCAGGCACAAACCACGAUAGCUUGCGUAUAACUACGUUAAAGCUAAGUUUGUCUAAAUUUAUGGGACGUCAGUGUUAUUUUCAGGAAACUCUUGUGAAUGGCAUCUCGUUUUAGUAUUUGAACUUGUGUAGUUUAAAUUUGUAUUUGUGUUUAAGCUGUGACGAAUUUUAUUGAACUAAAAACAAUUACAUUCAUAGGCCAGCGUUUCAAUUGUAUUAAAAGUACGCCAUAGUAGUAUAUACGACUCCAUUUGUCACACCUUUGGCAGUUUGGCUUAUAUAUAGUUAGAUCAUACAAUUAAGUAUCAAGCAUGAAAUUAAGCCCCAAAAGCUUCACAUACGAGCAAAUUUUCUUUGACAAGUUUCAUUUGCUCGUGUGUACAGCAAAACAUUGACAAUCUUUCCUUGCCAAUGUGCCUUGUAUUAUAGUAGUAUAUACGACUCCAUUUGUUACAUCGUUGGCUUAUAUAGUUACAUCAUACAAUUAAGUGUCAAGCAUGAAAUUAAGCCCCGGAAACUGCACAGACGAGCGAAUUUUCUUUGAAAGUUUCAUUUGCUCGUUUGUACAGCAAAACAUUGACAAUCUUUCAGUGCCAAUGUGCCUUGUUUUAUAGUAGUAUAUACGACUCCAUUUGUUACAUCGUUGGCUUAUAUAGUUACAUCAUACAAUUAAGUGUCAAGCAUGAAAUUAAGCCCCGAAAGCUUCACAGAUCAGCAAAUUUUCCUUGACAAGUUUCAUUUGCUCGCGUGUGUACGGCAAAACAUUGCCAAUGUGCCAAUUGCCAUUAACAACAUUCCAUUCCGUGCACACGAACAACAAAACUUGUAAUAGAAAAUUUUUGUCAAGGAAACUUGUUUCACGCAUACGUGAUAAUGUUUUAUCAAUAUAUCAGUGUUUGAAUUUUGUCAAUUUCAAUAACAUUUUAGAGCUGAUAACAGGAGAUGCCCUACUGAUCGUGGAAAGAUUGAUGUUGAUUCGGUAAGCAUUUUAUUUCAUGUUCAUUAUUGUUUCAUUUAUCACUGUAGAAGAUAAACAACACGCGCCCUUGAAACUAUAUAAUGUGCAUAAUAUACCUAUUGGAUGUUUUGACUAUAUAGAUUCAGAAUUCUUAAUUCGGUUACUAUACGUUUCUCAAUAGACAACUUGCAUGUUAGACAAAUUUUUGAUCUAGCCGAUCUAGGCAAAAAAAAGUAAAUUCCCGUUAAGAACUUAUUAAAAUUAGUACACUUGCAAAAUUUGGUUGCGAAAUGUUGUAAAGCUCGGAAAAUAUAGCGUUGCAAAGUUUGCAUAUUUUCAGUAUAUUUGUAUUAUGUGCGGAAAUUGUUACCAUUUUCGGCUCAAAAAUUAAUGGUAACAAUUUCCGCUCGUAAUACAAAUAUACUGAAAAUAUGCAAACUUUGCAAGGCUAUAUUUUCCAAGCUUUACAACAUUUCGCAACCAAAUUUUGCACUUUUACUAAUUUCAAUAUGUUCUUUUUAGCUGUGGUGUCUGAUUCCCUUUUCUCUGCUUAGAUUAAAAUUUUGUCUGACAUGCAAGUUGUCCAUUGCCUUACCUGAAAUAAUGUUUGAAAAUGUGUUCGGUGUUUUAUUUGUAAAACAAUGCUAAAAUAAAGCGGUUUUCUCAUCAGAGCAGGCGCCUUUUAUCUUUGAGAUCGUGGGUUUGAUUCUCGCUAUGGACCCAUGUGAAAAGACUGUCGGUCAACGCUCUGCCGAAAGUCGUGGGUCUUCUCCGGGUGCUCCGGUUUCCUCCCACAGGGAAAGUUGACAGGGUGGGUUAGGAUAAACACAGUUAAGAAAGUAAUAUCACAAUUGUUGCAAAGUUAAAAUAGUCCAGGCUAAGUAACUAUAUAUGUAAUUAGGUAAGCGUAACACUUACCUAAUCAUAUCGAUCCACGUCAUAAAUUGCGCUGUAGAAAUGUGCCAAUAAGUCAUAGAUUUUAUGUCAAUGCUUUCGAGUUGGCGCUGCAAUCGCAGUGCCGGCUCAAAAGGCAAAAAGUUAUAGAUUUUAUGUCAAUGCUUUGGGUGACUGUAAACUAUUUAUUUUGUAUAUAAAUGUCAGGAUGGUGUUUAAACGACCAAUUUAUAUUAAAUAGAGAGAAUAGAAAAACUUUAUUUACCCACGCUAACCCUGUCAACCGAAGCUGAUUUCCACAGCCCACAGGGGGCGUGUAAAAAUCUAGUAACACUUCAUUUUUUGUGGCAAAUUAUUGUCUAAAGUUGCCUUAACAGUAUUAUAAUUAACGGAAGGAAUUUUGUGCGUUUGUUGACAAUAUUUAGAACCUUGAUCAAAUUUUGCACGAAUUUGCCUAACUAGAAUAUUUCAUUUUGCUCUGGAACGUGUUGUUAGUCGUAAUCAUUAUUUUAUAUGGUACGCCAAAGAGAAAAUGAUGUCAGUUAAAUAUGGUGUCAAUUUCAAAGAAAUAGUAUUCAACCGACUCGUUUUAGUACUAUAAAAUAUUUUUUGUUUUUCAACCGGCAGUCGCAUUUGAAAAGGUAAAUAGCCUAUAUUAAGUCACGUAGCCACAGUAGAACAAUGUCGCCUAGCCAAGCAGGUUGCCAUUUUUUACAAGAUUGUUUUUCAAGAAAUUUAGAGAGCAGUCAUUAUUUACGGCGGUGGGGACACCGAAGAGGGGUUGGCUAAACAAAAUUUUGAGCGAGUAAAAGGUUGGGUAAAUGAAAAACAAAACAACUCAAGGGUUGGGUAAUAAAAAUUUAAUUUAAGUCAUUUCCAAAGCACGCGACUCACUCAAAUAUUGAAGACUAAAAUGCAAUGUCAACAUGCAGUCAUAUGUCAAUACAAUAUGUAAAGCAAUCAGAGUCACUAUCUUGAUCAUUUUCCGAUUUGUCAGGAGGCAAAUGUUGUCUCCAAAGAAAGUAUAUGUGCAGACAACAUCAAACUUUAGACUGCAGAAAAUUCCACGAGCAGUUAUCAAACUCAUGUCACAGAAGUGGUAAAGGAUAUGUGUGACAAUUGAAUGGGGUCCUGAAUGGUAUCCUUUUGUAAAAUUUUUGUCCAGGGGUGGAUAUUUAUUUUCUAAUGAUAUUUGAGGUUGAGUAAAACAUUUUUGGACUUUUAAUGGUUGGAUCAGAAAAACAUUUGCCAAGAAAAACAUUUCUCUUCGGUGCCACCCGCCCACCACUAUAAAUAAUGACCGAUCCCUUGUAGCUCAAAUUUGAAUCCGUGCAAUUCCUCAGAAACGUUAUCAAAGUUUCCAACAAUAUUUUAUGCAAAUACGUCAGAAAGAAAGACUUCCUAAAUAAUUGACAAGCUCCCAUGUUGUUUUAUUUAUAUACAAUGUAUUUUAGCCUUAAUGGCGUCACGCAACGAAUUAUAUUAUUCCAAUCAAUGUCGAAAUUUGUCAAACUAUAUUGGCUAGAAGUUAUCGAGUAUUCGUUACAGCAACAGUUCAACGAAUAUUGCUGCUUUCCAAAAAUUAGGGCUCAAAAGUAUAGACGAGUUCUGAUAAAAAUGUCAACAAAAUUACCAAAUGAAUUCAUGUUAUUUUUUGUUGUUUUUAUUCGUGUAUUUAAAACUGCCGCUUGCUAUAAAAUUACAUACCGCUGGCUCAACCUCUACUAUAACAACUUGCGCGGAGCCUUUACACACGUAAAAACGCACAAGUUGUAACAAACUUGCAGCAGACUUGUGGCAAUGCUGUUCCAACAACUUGUCAACAGGAUGUGUUCGCACUGCUUGUUCCCACCAGCUUGUUGACAAGUUGUCGCGAUGGCUUGUUGACAACUUGCUACAAGGUUGCUGAGCUCAACCGACUUGUUACGAGAUAUUCCAGCAACUUGUUAUCGUCUUGCAACUCAACAAUUCGUCAACAAGUUGUGCGUGACAACCUUGUAGCAACUUAAUAAAAGAAAAAGGAUUGUUACAACUUGAUGACAAGCUUGCUACAAGCCUGUUGCGAAUACGUCUUGUUGACAAGUUGUGAGAUUUUUAAGUAUGUAGCAUAUGAGCUUGUCUUGUCUUACGACAGAUAAUCCAUCAGACUGACGAUGCCUUUUGACGUGAGAAAUUUGAACAAUCAACACGCGUAAAAAUAUAUCUCACACUUUGAAACAAGUCUGCCAACAAGCCGUCAACAAGUUGUGUUCGCACUGCUUGUCCCAAGUUGUCAACAAGUGUGGAACAAGCUGUCAACAACUUGUAACAACCUUAACUUGUUGCAAAAACUGUUCCAACAAGUCCGAUACAGUCAUGAUAUAACAAUAUUGUUACAACCUUGUGUCGUCAACCUUGUAACAUUCUUGUUUAUCAUGACUGUAUCAGACUUGUUAGAACAACCUUGCGACAAGUCUGAUAAUGCCAUCAAGCUUGUUACAAGUUGUUAACAGUUUGUUUCAAACUUGUUACAACAACUGGGAACAAGCAGUGCGGAGACAACUUGUCAACAGCUUGUGAAUAUAUUUGAAACAUCUUGUUUGCAGACUUGUAACAACUUGUGCGUUUUUACGUACGUAGAUCAUACUAAAUUUAAAUUUUUUCACCUAAUUUUUUCUCUAUAAAUAGGCAACAAUCGACAAGGAAUUUAACAAGGUAAUUCUUGGUCUGGAAGUGAAGUGUUCGAACCACGAAUGGGGAUGUAAAUGGGAAGGUGAAUAUCAACAGAUACAGGUAAGACUUUCUUACGUCGUAUUGUCUAUAAAUAAAAGCAUCUCUCGAAGCAUAGUAUACUGAAUAUUGAAUACUACAUGCCCUUCCAAACUACACACGCAAAAAUAUCACAUGUUGUAGCAAGUCUGCCAACAAGGCGUCAUCAAGUUGUGUUCGCACUGCUUAUCCCAAGUUGUCAACAAGUUUGAAACAAGCUAUUAACAACUUGUAACAAGCUUGAUGAUAUUAUUAGACUUGUUGCAAGAUUGUUCCAACAAAUCCAAUACAGUCAUGAUAUAACAAUAUUGUUACAACCUUGUGUCGUCAACGUUGUAACAUUCUUGUUAAUUUCAUGACUGUAUCAGACUUGUUAGCACAACCUUGUAACAAAGUCUGAUAAUGCCAUCAAGCUUGUUACAAGUUGUUAACAGCUUGUUCCAAACUUGUUACAACAACUGGGAACAAGCAAUGCGAACACAAUUUUUCGACAGCUUGUGAACGGACUUGUAGCAACUUGUUUGCAGACCUGUAACAACUUGUGCGUUUUUACAUGUGUAGUUUGACUGAUAUGAAUAUUUCUGGUAAUGAUCCAGUCAAACGAAGACAAGAGUUGACUGAUGCAUCGUUACGGGGAUAUUUCAAGGUCUAUACACACGUAAAAACGCACAAGUUGUUACAGGUCUGCAAACAAGUUGUUACAAAUCUGUUCACAAGCUGUCGACAAGUUGUGUUCGCACUGCUUGUUCCCAGUUGUUGUAACAAGUUUGGAACAAGCUGUUUAACAGCUUGUAACAAGCUUGAUGGCAUUAUCAGACUUGUGACAAGGUUGUUCUGACAAGUCUGAUUCAGUCAUGAUAUAUAACAAGAAUGUUACAAAAUUGACGACACAAGGUGGUAACAAUAUUGUUAUGUCAUGAUUGUAUCGGACUUGUUGGAACAGCCUUGCAACAAGUCUGAUAAUGCCAUCAAGCUUGUUACAAGUUGUUAACAGCUUGUUCCAAACUUGUUGACAACAUGGGACAAGCAUUGUUGACGACUUGUUGGCAUAUUUGCUACAAGAUGAGAUUUUUACGUGUGUACACACAUAAAAACGCACAAGUUGUUACAGGUCUGCAAACAAGUUGUUACAAAUCUGUUCACAAGCUGUCAACAAGUUGUGUUCUUCGCACUACACACAUAAAAAUCUCACAUCUUGUAGCAAGUUUGCCCACAAGCCGUCAACAAGUUGUGUUCGCACUGCUUGUCCCAAGUUGUCAACAAGUUUGGAACAAGCUGUGAACAACUUGUAACAACAUGUUGAUAUUAUCAGACUUUUUACAAGGUUGUUCCAACAAGUCUGAUACAGUUAUGAUAUAACAGUAUUGUUACAACCUUGUGUCGUCAACCUUGCGACAUUCUUGUUAUAUCAUGAUUGUAUCAGACUUGUUAGAACAACCUUGUAACAAGUCUGAUAAUUCCAUCAAGCUUGUUACAAGUUGUUGACAGCUUGUUCCAAACUUGUUCCAACAACUGGGAACAAGCAACUUUUUACGUAUGUACUUGUUCCUAGUUGUUGUGAAAGUUUGGAACAUGCUGUUUAAGUAACAAUUUGUAACAAGCUUGAUGGCAUUAUCAGACAUUUUAGAAGGUUGUUCUAACAAAUCUAAUUCAGUCAUGAUAUUAUAACAAGCUUAAGAAUGUUACAAGAUUGACGACAAAAGGUUGUAACAAUAUUGUUAUAUCAUGACUGUAUCGGACUUGUUGGAAUAACCUUGCAACAAGUCUGAUAAUGCCAUCAUGAUCAAGCUUGUUACAAGUUGUUAACAGCUUGUUCCAAAGAAAAAAUAUUCCGCUUCACCCUCGAAUAUAGGAUGCAUGUUAACAAGCACGACUGCAAUUGUGAGUUGUUUUACUUUCAUUUUUUCUCAGCUUUCUUUGUUCAAUUUCUUCGUUCAUUCCCCCAUUUCCUGCUUUCUUUGAUUCCUUCCUUUAUUUCUUUCGUCGUGUUGAUAUUUCCCUAAACGAAGUUUCCCCAUUUGCUCAUCCUUGGAGACACAGAAACAAACUUUAAGUUUUCCACCGGGUAAACAUAUACUCUAUUUCCCAAGCGUGAUUUUUUACAAUUUACACAUCUAAGGGGGCUGAUUACAUGGGGAGUUUUCAGCCCGGGCUGAAUUUCACCGCGCUGAAAUUGUUUCACGAUUACAUUGCAAAUUUCAGCCCGGGACGACUUAGAAUUUCUGUUCAAACCGGAUGAAUUCUCAGCCCGGGCUCUGAAUUUAACGAUCACGCUAGUCUCAAAAUGGAACUAUUCCGCUUCUUCGAAGGAUUUAAAAUGUUGUUCAUGUGAAUCAUGUCUAUUAUUUGACUUCUGCGAGACUGUGGUUGCAUUUAAAAAUAGAACAAAUAGAAAUAAAGCCACUUAAACGCUGUUUUUUCAACCCGGGUCAGUGGAAAUUUCCCGUCGAUCACACUGAUGACGAUUUUCAGACCAGUCAACUGGGAUAAAUUUUAGCCCGGAUAGCUUCAACCGCGGGCUGAAACUCAUCUCUGUCAUGUACUAAUGGUUUGCUGUGUUUUAAUAGGAAUUUAUCCUUAGGCCGGGCUGAAAUUUCAGCCCGGGAAACAGGACUGAAAACUCUCCAUGUAUAGCGGUCAGGCCCGUGAAUCUCUUCAUGUUUUUAAGAACAAUUUCAAGUACUGUUUAAAACAUUCGCAGCUGUGUUUAGUCAGAUAUAAAGAUACGAGGCGAAGCCGAGUAUCUUUAGGUCUGAUGACUCACUCUGAUAAAACACGCACUGCGAAUGUUUUCAAUUGUUUCAAAAACGAUCGAUCUAGUAAGUUCAUUGGCCGAAAGUAAUUUUAAAAAAAUACGUUGUGUAAGUCGAGAAAAUCAAAGUUAAAGUUUAUGUAAAUCAAGGGAAAUCUCUAUCACAUAAAAAGAUACGACACGCUUAUAUUUUUCUUUGUGUUUUCCUCAUGAAUUAUUAAUGAGUUUUUGAAUUUCUCUUCAUUCUACAGGAACAUUUGGAAAGUUGUGAAUAUGGUGACAUACUCUGCAUCAACGAUUGCGGCGCCAAGUUUCAAAAACGUUUCCUGCAGAAGCAUCUCGACAAGGACUGUCCAAAGAAGAUCAUCGCCUGCUCUUACUGUGAUGACCGACAUUUGAGAGAAGACAAGAAAGAGCACAUACAAGAAUGUCCGAAAAUUCCCCUGCCUUGUCCGAAUAAAUGUGAUAAAACCUUGAGCAUCUCUCGGGAUGAGGUACUAUAAGGGACCGGUCAUCAUUUAUGGGGGGGGGGGGGGGGUUGGCACCGAAGAGAAAUGUUAUUUUGUAAAAAAAUUUGCCGAUCCAACCAUUAAGAAGUCAAAAAUGUAUUUUAUCCAACCUCAGAUACCAAUUAAAAAUUGUUUUGUUUUUCAUUUACCCAACCUUUUACUCACUCAAAAUUUUGUUUACCCAACCCUUUUCUCUUCGGUGCAACCCCCUGCCAUAAAUAAUAAAAGAUCAUUUGAAUGAACUUUAUACUAUUACUACAAUCAAACUAAUAUAUAGCAAAUUCAAUUUUGAAUUGUCAAGUUCUCAAACAUCAAGCUUGAGCCCUGCUUGCCCCCCCCCCCCUUUCCCCUUCGCUGUGGAAAUAGUAUAGAAAAGAUUUUUCAUUGUAAUGUUUUCUUUUUUAGCUUGACAAGCACAUUGAAGAGAAUUGUCCAAAGACAAAGAUAAGUUGCGACUAUGAAGGCAUUGGCUGUGAACACAGGGUAAGAAAACUGUAUGUUUUGCAUGGGCGAGUGUCUGCUUUACACGUGCAAAAAUCUCACAUCUUGUAGCAAGUCUGCCAACAAGCCGUCAAUAAAUUGUGUUCGCACGGCUUGUCCCAAGUUGUCAACAAGUUUGGAAAAAGCUGUUAACAACUUGUAACAACCUUGUUGAUAUUAUCAGACUUGCGCAAGGUUGUUCUAACAAGUCCGACACAGUCAUGAUAUAACCAUAUUGUUACAACCUUGUGCCGUCAACCUUGUAACAUUCUUGUUAUAUUAUGACUGUAUCAGACUUGUUAGAACAACCUUGUAACAAAUCUGAUAAUACCAUCAAGCUUAAUGGGCAAUUCCAGCUUUAGACUAAAUUUUUAUUUAGGCAAGAAGAACAAAAUCCAUCACCACAGCUAGAAAGAGCAUGUUAAAAUUAGCAAACUUGCAAAGUUUGGUUGCGAAAUGAGGGAAAUACAUAUAUAUAUAAAUAUAAUUUGUAUUACGCACGGGAAUUUGCACCACUUAACCCAAAGGCAUGUGGUGCAUUUUUCCGUUCGUAAUACAAAUUAAUACAAAACAGUUUGCAAAUUUCGAAGGGCUAUAUUUUCCUCAUUUUACAACAUUUCGCAACCGAACUUUGCAAUUUUACUAAUUUUAACACGCUCUUUCUAGUUGUGGUGAUGGAUUUUAUUCUUCUUGCCUAAAUCAAGAUUUAGUCUAUAGCUGGAAUUGACCAUUGUUUCAACUUGUUAACAGCUCGUUCCAAACUUCAGUACAACACUGGGAAUAAGCAGUGCGAACGCAACUAGUCGAUAGCUUGAGGACAGACUUGUAACAACUUGUGCGUUUUUACGCGUGUAUACUUAAAAAAAUUCGAGUGUCCUUUCUAUCGAAGAUGAAAUCUAACUCAAUUAUCUCGCUUACAGUGCAGCCGCGAGAAAUUGCCCAAACAUUACAAGAGCGAUAUCAUCAAUCACGUAAAAUUUAUCUACGGCCUCGCAAUGCAAAACAAAGAAAGGCUGGACAAGCAUGAUGCUAGUCUCGUGGAGCACGUUAAUCUCAUCCAAGGCGUGGAUCGGCGCAUCGGAGAUCUCGAAAAAAUCGCGCACAACGCGAUGCUCUGGCGCGUCGAAGAUUACACGCGCAAACUGAAGGAGUCGAAGGCGGGAAAUUUGGAGACAUUGUUCAGCCCGACAUUCACAACCUCCAAACAUGGCUAUCGUUUGUGCGCAUCCGUCUGCUUGAACGGUGAUGGCAAGGGCAAGGGAACGCACAUGUCCAUCUUUGUCAGUGUUUUGAAAGGUACGGCAUUCAGAACUAGAUAGGCAAUUCCCAUUAUAUAGACUUUGCAAAAAAAGUAUAUUCCCGGAAAGAGCAUACUAAAAUGAGUAAAAUUGCAAAGUUUGGUUGCGAAAUGUUGUAAAAUGCGGAAAAUAUAGCCUUGCAAAGUUCGCAAAUUUUGUAUAUUUUUGUAUUGCGUGCGGAAAUUGCUACCAUGAACAUUUGGGCCGAUUUGCAAACUUUGCAAGGCUAUAUAUAUUUUCCGCAUUUUGCAGCAUUUCGCAACCAAACUUUGCAAUUUUACUCAUUUUAGUAUGUUCUCUCUAUAGGCUAUAAGCUGUGGUGAUUUAUUUGCAUCUCCUUGCCUAUAGCCAAAAUUAGUCUAUUAUAAUGGGAAUUGUCUAUUGCAUGUAUAUUCCAGUGAGGUCUAUAUAUAUACUAAUUUAUUAUGGAUAUCUGAAACAAGAACUAUAGUCAUUCGGAGGAUCUCAGUGACACUAUGUCCAUGCAAAAUUUCAUGACAGCACUAUGAAUAGUUUCGGAAUGGGAUCGAUUCACUUUUUUUAUUUUGAAUGGUCUAAAUAUUGUGAAAGUUGUAUUCCCGCAACCAAAAUUAAGCUUUUAUUUCUCAGCCAAUGCAAAUUGUACGCUACGCCCACCAAAAUUUCAGGUCAAAUAGCGAGGAUCUGAAAAUAUGUCCAUGCAAAAUUUCAUGACAGCGCUAUGAAUAGUUUCGGAAUGGAAUCAAUUCUCUUUUUUGUUUUUGAAAAGUUGGUAUUUACAGUGGCGCUCCUUGGCCGUUUUAAGUUUGGAGGGGGGAAGGAAUGGGUUCAGUUGACACUCCAUUUUUACCGAAGAAAAGGGCGUUGCUCCACUUACCCUUCCCUUCGAGGUAGUGGUGUAUAACUGAAAUGAUAACAAAGGGGGGCUCUUAAGGGGUGGGGGUUUGGUGACAUGCAAUACGUGAGGGCGACAAGCCGUGCAUAAAAAGUUGGCGAUGACCUCUCCAUUUUCAAUUUUACUGACAAUCUCUAGCGAAAAAUGGAGAGGAAAGGAGUUGCACAACCGCCCUGGAACUAUACAACCCUGAUUAUUCAUGAGAAAUUUUUCCCCUUUUUAGGAGCAUACGAUGCUCUUCUAAAAUGGCCAUUUGAUUACCGAGUAACCUUCUUCCUGCUCGACCAGAACGACGAUCCGAACGAACGUAAACACAUCAAGUUCAGCAUCAAGCCCAACCCCUGCGCGGAGAACGAGCCGUUCCUGGGGCGACCCAGAAUGGAAAAGAAUGCCAGUUUUGGAGGAGCGAAAUUUGUCCGACACGAUGAUGUCGAAACAAGAAAAUAUCUCAAAGAUGAUACUGUCUUCAUAAAGGUCGUCGUCGACUGUGACGGAAUGAGCGAGCCUUGAGACGAAGUUGGUUUUCAAACAUUCAUAUAAUAAUAUAUUGUGUUUUUUUCGUGUGCUUUUACGCAGGGCGUAAGAGUAUAUUGUAUUUCUUUACGUUCUGCGCGGGGUAAGUGGCUUUUUAAUGCCAGGGGACUCCUGUAAGGCUUGUCAUUUUCGAAAAUGGAUAGUUCCAAAUGUAAAAUGGGCAGUUUCUAAAAUUUAAAUUUGAGUUUUCGAGCUUUAUACUAUUAUGUUUCUGGUCAGCGUGUCUGUCCUAAAUUGACGCGCGCACUGUGGCUUUUUUUCUUCAUCAGUUUUUUUAAAUUCAUGAGAACGCUUUUUGCAGAAAAUGCGAGUAGUACAUUUCUAGUUUCCAAAAGUGCCGGCUACAUUGAUUUUUAUGCUUUUAUGUUAAACUGUCACCCGACGUUUACGUAGAAUAAAAUGCAAACUACUAUAGAAUACUAUUAAAUGUUCAGGUGUAUAAAAUAAUAGAAAUUUAUAUGAAAUAGACCCAUUGCACUGACGCCACAAAUCCUUAUAGAGUGUCCUCCAGAUGCUCCCUAACAAUAUCUGUUCGGGUACAACAACCACAUACAGCGCAAAAAUUAACCAUCAUUUUAAUACAUUAUAUUAUAAACUUUUACAAAAUUUGCUUUGUUUACAAGUGUUAUAUUAUGCAUAGAUUGCUAUAGAUUUGUCCUCCAGAUGCAUCGUCACCGGCGCUGUGACGUCAUGUGCAAUGGGUGUAUAUCACAAAUAUGAAAUAUCACAAGAAUAUGGCUUAUUCUCUUACACAAAUCAUGCCAAAAUAUGCAGUUCGCGUUUGAGUACUACUAAUAUGUAUAUCAGUUCAUAAACAUGUAAUAUAUUACUUUCGUGUUAAAAUUUCAGUAGAUUUUCUUGACCAGGGAAAAAAUUUCCUUGAGAUGAUCAGCCGGUUGUCAUAAAAAAGCGUUGACGCGCAUAGUCAAAGAUGGCGUGCGCGCUGACCAGAAGGCAGACUGGCCUUUUUUGCCUAGGCUAAGGGCUAUAAAGCUUAAUUUAACAAGUACAGAAGGAAAGCCAAAGUUCAAAGCCACAUGACAGACGGGCUUAGAAAAUCCAUGUCAGAAAAACAAAAUCUCAGAUUUAUAUAAUAUUGCAUCCAUAUAGCUAUCAAUUAUAGUUUUCGCAAAUGAUUCAAUGAAUUAGCAAAUUUGCACUGUAAAAAUUUUAGGCAUUCAAUUUCGAAGCAUAAAUUAGUUUCACUGAAUUGAAAUGUAUGGAAAGAAUAUUAAUGCUGAAACUAUAUAACCUGUAAAUAUGAGUAGCGCAUGCACAAUAAGCUAUAUUAAAACAUAAUAAAGUUCUGAAAUUCAUAUCAAUUGCGCAAGCAAUGUGUUUUUUCAUUAUGUAUCGAAUCUAU